AUGGGCCGCUACCGCAUCCUCGUGGCCACCGGGGCCUCGCUCUUCGCCGGCUCGCACAACCGCGUGCAGUUGUGGCUGGUCGGGGCGUGCGGGGAAACGGAGCUGGAGCUGCAGCUGCGGCCGGCGCGGGGCCAGAAGGAGGAGUUUGAGCACGAAGUUCCGGAGGACUUGGGGCCGUUGCAGUUCGUGAAGUUGCGCAAACACCACUCCCUGGUGGACGACGCGUGGUUCUGCGACCGCAUCACGGUGCGGGGCCCUGGAGCCUGCGAGGAGGCCGCGUUCCCGUGCUACCGCUGGGUGCAGGGUGACGGCGUGCUAUGCCUGCCAGAGGCCACCGCCCGUCUGGCAGGAAACAAUGCAUUGGACGUGUUCCAGAGACAUCGAGAGAAGGAGCUGAAAGAAAGACAUCAGAUAUACCGCUGGGCCACCUGGAAGGAAGGGUUACCCCUGACAAUAGCUGCGGGCUGUGAGGACGAUCUACCGGCAAAUAUGAGAUUCCACGAGGAGAAGAGGCUGGACUUUGAGUGGACACUGAAGGCGGGGGCUCUGGAGAUGGUCCUCAAACGUGUUUACACCCUCCUGAGCUCCUGGACCAGUCUGGAGGAUUUUGAUCUCAUCUUCUGGGGCCAGAAGAGCCCCCUGGCUGAGAAGGUUCACCAGCGCUGGCGGGACGAUGAGUUGUUUGGCUACCAGUUCCUCAAUGGCGCCAACCCCAUGCUGUUGAGACGCUGCACCUCUCUGCCCUCCCGGCUGGUGCUGCCCUCGGGAAUGGAGGAGCUACGGGCCCAGCUGGAGAAAGAACUCCAGAAUGGUUCUUUGUUUGAAGCUGAUUUCAUCCUCCUGGACGGAAUUCCAGCCAACGUGAUCCGAGGAGAGAAGCAGUACCUGGCUGCCCCCCUCGUCAUGCUCAAGAUGGACCCCAGUGGGAAGCUGCUACCCAUGGUCAUCCAGAUCCAGCCUCCCAGCUCCAUCUCCCCGACCCCACCACUGUUCCUGCCCUCAGAUCCUCCACUUGCCUGGCUCCUGGCAAAGACCUGGGUCCGAAAUUCAGAUUUCCAACUGCAUCAGCUCCAAUACCAUCUGCUUAACACCCAUCUGCUGGCUGAGGUCAUCGCUGUGGCCACCAUGAGGUGCCUCCCAGGGCUGCACCCUAUCUUCAAGCUCCUGAUGCCACACAUCCGCUACACAAUGGAAAUCAACACCCGGGCACGGACUCAGCUCAUCUCAGACGGAGGCAUAUUUGAUAAAGCAGUGAGCACCGGUGGAGGGGGCCAUGUGCACUUGCUCCGCCGGGCCCUGGCUCAGCUGACCUACCGCUCCCUCUGUCCUCUUGAUGAUCUGGCUGAUCGCCGCCUGCUGGGAACCCCGGGUGCUCUCUAUGCCCGUGAUGCUUUACGGCUCUGGGAAAUCACUGCCCGGUAUGUGGAGGGGAUUGUCCACCUCUUCUACCGCGGGGAUGAUGUUGUGAAAGGGGACCCUGAGCUGCAGGCCUGGUGUCGGGAGAUCACUGAGGUGGGGCUGCGCCAGGCCCAGGAGCGAGGUUUCCCUGUCUCCUUCCAGUCCCAGAAUCAACUCUGCCAUUUCCUUACCAUGUGUGUCUUCACGUGUACUGCUCAGCAUGGGGCCAUCAACCAGGGCCAGCUGGACUGGUAUGCCUGGGUCCCUAAUGCACCAUGCACGAUGCGGAUGCCCCCACCCACCACCAAGGAAGAUGUGACAAUGGCCACAAUGAUGGGCUCACUACCUGAUGUCCGACAAGCCUGUCUUCAAAUGGCCAUCACAUGGCAUCUGGGUCGCCGCCAGCCAGACAUGGUGCCUCUGGGGCAUCACAAAGAAAAGUAUUUCUCAGACCCCAAGGCCAAGUCUGUACUAAACCAAUUCCAAACAGACCUGGAAAACUUGGAAAGGGAAAUUACAGCCCGCAAUGAGCAACUUGACCUGCCUUAUGAAUACCUAAAGCCCAGCCACAUAGAGAACAGCAUCACUAUUUGA
Rangifer tarandus platyrhynchus (Svalbard reindeer) is the source of this 1992-nucleotide messenger RNA. The record is from the annotation of a GenBank genome assembly. Lineage: Eukaryota; Metazoa; Chordata; Mammalia; Artiodactyla; Cervidae.